UUAAGAUGAUGGUGACGGUUGUUAUUGUAUUCACCAUGUGUUGGCUGCCUUUCAAUGUGCUCGUGCUCCUACUCAACGACGAUGACUUCAAGAUGUGGGAUCCGCUGCCCUACUUCUGGUUUGCAUUCCACUGGCUAGCAAUGUCGCACAGCUGCUAUAAUCCAAUCAUUUAUUGCUAUAUGAAUGCCCGGUUUCGUGGUGGUUUCCUGCAGAUUAUUUAUCGCGUACCCGUUUUUCGUCGGUGCUUUUGCCUGCGUCGUUAUUUGCAUAAUCGUGGCGAUCGAAAUUAUGAUGCUACCGGUGAGAUGACCUUCAAAUUCAAUGCCGAUAGAGGUGGAGGUCUGUUGAGGAAACCUAAAAUACGCAUUAGAGUCAAUUUUCAUGUGCAGAGCCCAUGGUGUUACGGUAGUGCCAGUCCCAUAGAUGUAGCCAGUCAUAUGUCGUCACACCGCCCACAAGAACAAAUGUUCAGCCACCCAUCAGAACAUCGCGCUUUUUGUGAUGGAAAAUACUAUACGCCGUAACUAUAUGAGAAGAGAGAGCAGAUCAUCAGCGAAUGCAAAAGUUAGAGCUGACUUACAGACCUUACAAAUUUUAUGUUUAACUGUGAAAUUGAACUCGACACACCCACAACGGACGUGCAUCUUCAUAUAUAUAUAUAUAUAUAUAUUUGUUAGGAAAAAUAUUUCUAAUAGAUAAGUAGAAAGAAAUAACAUUUUUCAAGAAAAUGAACCAAAGAGGAGCUUAGCUUUUAAGUUGCCAGCAACUCUAUUACCGUUAAGCUGAGAAUCAAAUUUUACCAAAGAAUAUCCUAAGAGUGUUUGUGUAAAUUCUAUGUAUGUUCGAUGCCUGUACGACUAAUUUAAAAUGUAAGUGUAUGUGUGCUUAAGUAUUUUACAUGCAUUCUAAGAGUCACCAUGUCGCUUUCUUGAAGGCAUCAA
Anastrepha obliqua is the source of this 941-nucleotide messenger RNA. RefSeq names its product RYamide receptor-like. Gene Ontology annotation, biological process: neuropeptide signaling pathway. Lineage: Eukaryota; Metazoa; Arthropoda; Insecta; Diptera; Tephritidae. Gene Ontology annotation, molecular function: tachykinin receptor activity. The transcript has 3 exons. Bases 6 to 524 code for a protein of 172 amino acids. Gene Ontology annotation, cellular component: plasma membrane. The record is from RefSeq and is a predicted model, not a curated record.